Cricetulus griseus (Chinese hamster) is the source of this 1778-nucleotide messenger RNA. NCBI's taxonomy places the organism in Eukaryota, Metazoa, Chordata, Mammalia, Rodentia, Cricetidae. The record is from RefSeq and is a predicted model, not a curated record.
AGACCCGGAGUGAGGGAAGCAGGAAUCUGUCCGGAUGCCCUGGGGACAGGGGCGAAGCGGGAGGGUCUCGGGGGAUGGCGGGGACAGGGGGCCCGGCGCCCGGGGGUCACCUGGGGUCGCUCGCGGCCCUGCGGGGGGUAUGAAGGGGCCCCGGGAGCCUGAGGCAUCUCUCGCUCCGCCACCCUCGGCCGUUAGCUGUCGGCCGUGGUGAAAAGGGGACGAGGGCCCGGACACUCGGGAGCUGCAGCGGCGGGGGCGCGGUGCUCGGUUUGUAGGCAGUGUAAUUAGCUGAUUGUACCGCGGUGCUGACAAUCACUAACUCCACUGCCAUCAAAACAAGGCACAGCAUCACCCGCCGCCCGCUGGAGGAGAAGCAGGCGGCCGCAGCCCCGCUGACUCUGCAGAAAGCGGAGGCCGGAGCCGGGAUGCGUCAGCGAAGGGGCCCCGGAGCACGAGGUCUAUGUGCAAGUAACCCUCAGAGACGGGCGGCCUCCUUUAGGAACCGUUGGGCUACCUGUGUCUAGGAGCCAACGCAAAACGGUUCAGUGAUAUGCAAAGGGAACCGGUGUACACCGGCCUGAACAUCACAAAAAAAAAAAAAAAAAAAAAAAAAUGCCUGGACGAGCCCCCCAGAACAGUUCCUGCUGCCUGCUGUGAUUCACUGCCUGUUUUCCACUUCUGAGAAAGCUAUCACCAAGGCAGCAACUAGAGUCAACCACAGCUUGGCUGAUGAUUUGCUGGUCACAACCAACGUCUGAGAGCUCCAACUGCAGGCUUUUUCUAUGAGUCUAGUUACUAGGCAGUGUAGUUAGCUGAUUGCUAAUAGUACCAAUCACUAACCACACGGCCAGGUAAAAAGACUGAGAUUCCUCCGACUGAGCCUCAUGCGCGUCGUCAAUUUGGACUGUACGCAUCACAAAGUUGAUGCUUUGACUCCAAGCCUUGACUGACCCCGAAAGCUGUGACCUCGACAGAAGCCAGCUGCAGAUGGGCCACAAGCGCUCGAGGACCUAAGGAAGAAACCCAGGCUUUCCUGUGGUGACAGUUACCAACGGGACAGUUCUCCGGUGGGGGCGGGGCGAGGGAACUAAGGGAAGCGUCCUGAGUCACUAUGGAGACGGGGCACAAAAGCAGUUCUAGCUGCAGAAAGGAUACCCACGAAAUCUGCUCCCCUGGAUUACUGGUGUUCACAGGCUGCUCCGAGCAGGAUGCCAACUUGGCUAAGCAAUUUUGGCUCGGGGCGUCCAUGUAUCCCCCUGCCGAAUCUCAGUUGGUGCUGACCAGAAACAGCAGUCAGCGGCUACCGGUGGCCAGGAAUUCUAAAGACCUUGUGAGGGAGAAAAAUUCUGCUUGGUCCUUUCCCUUUGAUCAAAACAAGGAGACGGAUGUCUUUGCUAAAGUCCAAAAGAUUCAAGAAUCUGAAGAGAAGGCAAAGUUUCUUGAAAAGGCCAAAAAGAGAGAUGAGAUUAUCCAACUUCUAAGAAAACAAAGAGAAGAGAGAAUUUUGAAAGAACUGGUUUCAUUACCUCAUAAACCCAAGGCCAAAGUACCUGAAGCAAAGGAAGUCUCAUCAGAGUCAGACAAACAGGAACAAGAAGAAGUCAAAGCCUUGGAAUGAUUUGAUUGAUAGAUGGAAGCAGGUGACUGGCAUGUAUUCACUUUUGAAACAAGUUAUGCUAACAUCAGGAUCCCUAGGUAAAAGAUGUGCAGAUUUCCAGAAAUUUGAUAACUACUGAACAUUCAUGUUUGAAUAGACUAAAAUAAAAGUUAAGAAUACA